CAGCUGAUCAAGCCGGAGGAGAUGGUGAACCCGAAGGUGGACGAGAUGUCCAUGAUGACGUACCUGUCGCAGUACCCGAACGCGAAGCUGAAGCCGGGCGCGCCGCUCCGACCCAAGACCAGUCCUGGCAAAGUGCGAGCAUAUGGCCCAGGCGUCGAACCGACCGGCGUCGUUGUCGGAGCUCCGGCAAAUUUCACGGUGGAAACCUUUUCUGCCGGCAAGGGGAACGUGGAAAUUACGGUUGAGAACCCUAAAGGGCAGCCUGAACCGUCGCCGUUCAAGGUCAAUGUGGAAGGGUUCGCAGGGGACCCGUCAAAGGUCAGGGCAUCGGGGCCCGGCCUGGAACCCGAAGGCGUCAUGGUCGGAAGACCCACCUACUUCGACAUCUUCACUAAGGAUGCAGGAAAGGGUGUGCCUGAGGUCAUCAUAUUGGACUCAUCCGGAAAUCGUAACACUGCUCCGCUGAAGUUGAAUCAGAUGAAUGUGGAGACAUGGAGGUGUGAGUACACGGCCUCUGUGCUUGGAUUGCACUCGGUGAACAUCUUCUUUGCCGGGAAGCCCAUCCCCAAGAGUCCAUUUGGUGUCCGAGUAUCUCCAGGUGAUCCAUUGAUCCUCAUUCAAUUUCCUUGCAAGCUGAAGUUCAUUGUUGACCUUUUGACGAUCGUGUGCGAUGCCCGAAAGGUGAGAGUCACAGGACGAGGCGUGCAAGCCAACGGAGUCAGAGUGAAGGACCUUGCUGACUUCAAAGUCCACACAGAGAAUGCUGGCCAAGGCAUACUUGAUGUCAAGGUCAUUGGACCAGGAGGUGCCAAGAUUCCAGUGGCAAUGAGGAAGCUGGAUGACAACACCUAUGAGUGCGUCUAUGAGCCGAAAAAGGAUGGGCGGUACAUAGUCACCGUCUCUUAUGGGGGUCAUGAAGUCCCACGGUCUCCAUUUGAAGUUAAUGUUGGCCCAUACAAGGAAUCCAAGAUUGUUGCUUAUGGUCCUGGCUUGUAUGGUGGCAUGGUUGGAAAGCCGUGUCUCUUUACCGUGGAAACCAAUGGCGAAACUGGAUCUUUAGGAUUCAGCAUUGAAGGCCCAUCUCAGGCCAAAAUUGAUUGUCAUGACAAUGGGGAUGGCUCUGCUGAUGUUAGCUACCACCCAACUGCACCAGGAGAAUAUGCAGUGCAUAUAUUAUGUGACAAUGAGGACAUCCCUAAAUCUCCAUACAUGGCCCAGAUCAAGCCCAAGGAUGACUCAUUCCACCCUGACAAGGUGGAAUGCACAGGACCUGGACUGCAGAAGACUGGACUGACGGCCUGUCGUCCAACUGAGUUCCACAUCGACACCCGCAAGGCAGGGAAGGCUCCUCUGGAAGUGAGCAUCCUAGAUGGGGACUUCAAGCCAGUGGAUCAUCACCUCAAGGACAAUGGGAAUGAGACGUACAACUGCUACUACACACCCACUAAAGGGAACAAGCACAGUGUGUCCGUCAACUAUGGAGGAUUAGCUGUGAAGAAUAGCCCAUGGAGGUGCAGCAUUGAAGAGCCCACCAAUCCUGCCAAGGUACAAGUCUUUGGCCCCGGGGUAGAGAAGGGUGUCAAGUCCCAAAUUCCUACUCACUUCAACAUCGACUGCAGAGAAGCUGGACCUGGGAAUGUCCAGAUAGCUCUGACAAAUGACAAGGGACAGGAUAUCCCAAUCCAAAUCCAUGACAAUCAAAAUGGGACUUUCAGCGUGGAUUAUACUGCCCCAAUUCCAGGUCUACACACUUUGAAUGUCCUUUAUGCUGGACAGAUCAUCCCUCAGUGCCCCAUCCGGAUCCCUAUUCAGCCUCAUAUUGAUGUUUCAAAGGUCAAGGUUGAAGGACUUGAACCAAUUUGGUUUAGUGGGUGUGGGAGAAAACAACCUGUGAUGGUUUGUCAUAUCUUUGACAAGUUUUCCAUGGAAUGCAUGUACUAUAUAGAGGGUCCAGUGAACAGCCUUCAGCAAUUUCACAUCGCAACUCGAGAAGCCGGCAAGGCAGAGACUGCUGUUCGUAUCGCAUCCCCCACUGGACAUCCAGUUCAGACCCACAUCAUCCCAACUUAUGAGGGUUGUCUCGUGAACUUCACUCCCACGGAAGUCGGGGACCAUAACGUGGACAUCCGAUUCGGAGGAGAGCCUGUGCCCCGAAGCCCCAAAAAGUUCACAGCCAUUUCAGGGAGUGAUCACACCAAGGUGAAAGCCUAUGGCCCAGGUCUUAAGGAAGGGAUCACAAACAAGGCAGCAGAAUUCACAAUCGAUACAAGGGGAGCAGGUCAGGGUGGCCUGGGAGUCACAAUUGAGGGCCCCUCAGAAGCUGCCAUCAACUGCCACGAUAACGGAGAUGGAACGUGUGCUGUUGCCUAUCUGCCGACUGCUGAUGGAGAUUAUACAGUGAAUAUCACCUUCAAUGACAAGCAUAUUCCAAACUCCCCAUUUCAAGUCAAGGUUCAUCCCAACAAGGAUUUGAGCAAGAUCAAAGUCUCUGGAAAAGGGAUCCAGCCAGAUGGUAGAGAUGUCCUUCAUGUAGGGUGUCCCUGGCACUUUCCAGCUAAUACUCUGCAUGUAUCCCACUUCAUGUUUGAAGAGCAUGAAACGCAUCUUUGUGGACAGCCCGAGCGACAUCAUGGUGGAUGCACGAGCCAUUUCAAAGAAAGAGGAUGUGCUCCCAACAAGUGCAAGGCUUCAGGGCCUGGCCUGGAAAAAGGAAUAGUGAAUCAGAUCAAUGUGUUCACCAUUGACACAAAAGGAGCUGGCAACGGAGGCCUGGGUCUGGCCAUUGAAGGUCCAUCAGAGGCAAAGAUGACCUGCAAGGAUAAUCGGGAUGGAUCUUGCACCGUCGAAUAUCUUCCCACAGAAGCAGGAGAUUAUGAUGUCUCCAUCAAAUUUGCAGACACUCAUAUUCCUGGUUCCCCAUUCAAGGCAAGCCUUUUCAUCUCACAAAUUACAGGAAUAUCAUGUUCAUGGCAUAACAGUGCUAUAUUCAUGGGUGAUGCAUUUCUAUUAGACUUCAAGGUUGAUGAGAAGGCAGUAGAAAUGGCUGGUCCUGGGAUCGAACCAAACAAGUGCCGAGCCAACAUCCCACUUCAGUUUGCAGUUGAUGCAAAAAAAUCUGGCAAAGCCCCCUUGGGAGUUGAAGUCUCAUCUGACAAAGGGCCAAUCCCGAAGAAGCCAGAAGUAAGAGACAAUGGAGAUGGUACAUACAAUGUCACAUAUCAGCCUCCACCAGAAGGUUCUCCCUGCAAUGUUAAGGUCACCUGGGAUGGCAAGGAUAUCCCCAAGAGCCCGGUGAAGAUGAAGGUUUUGCCGACUUGUGAGCCAAACAAAGUGAAAGUCAGUGGACCCCUCCUGUCAAACAAGGGAAUCCCAGCUUCCAUCCCUGCUGAGAUGGUCAUUGAUACAACUGAAGCCGGAUACGGCGACCUUGCCGUCCAAGUUCUUGGUCCAGAUGGAACACCCUGCAAGGCCAAGGUGAUUGACAAUGGAGAUGGGACACACAAAGCCAUCUUCACGCCUGAGGAUGUUGGAGAGUACAAGGUUGAUGUGAAAUAUGGGGGGAAGCCAGUGCCCAACUCCCCAUUCUCCACCAAGGCAUAUGCCACUGGAAAGGACAAUGGAGAUGGGACUUUCAGCAUCUAUUACACAUGCAAGGACACUGGAGAGUAUAGCAUCAGCAUCAAGUUUGGUGGUCAACCUGUUCCACAAGGACAAUACACCUUCAAGGUGGGCCCUCUCAUUUGUCACUUCAUACUUGACAGCUCAACUCAAAUGACUCCAUUUGAGUGGUCUGAGUCGACAACCUCCAUCAAGCAACGAAUCACCAGCACAACCACAACCCAGCAGAGUCGGCACAUCAGGGAGGAAAGAACCGAGGAAACCGAGGAAAGGGAAUACCGACCGGUCGAGCUACGGAACAUCCCGCUUCCUACCACUGGAGGGCACGUGCUAGGUGAGUCGCCCGAGGGGGAGUCGCCUGUGGAGGUGGUCGCCCCUGGAGGUCGCCUAAGUGAUUUUUUGUCGAUCGCAGCUGAGGUGAAGAUGCCUAGCGGGAAGGUUGACAAGCCUGUGAUCAAGGACAACCGUGAUGGCACUGUGAGUGUCCGGUACGAACCCCGUGAGGAGGGACUUCACGAGCUCCAUGUUAAGUACAACGGAGAGCAUGUUCAGGGGUCGCCGUUCAAGUUUCAUGUGGACUCGAUCAGUUCUGGGUAUGUGACGGCUUUCGGGCCGGGGUUGACCCAUGGGAUCUGUGGGGAACCGUGCAAUUUCACCAUCUCGACCAAGGAUGCUGGAGCAGGUAGCAGCCUUCUAAGGGGACGCGGUAAAGGACACAACACACAUGGAGAUCUCUCAUCCACACUUUUCUUUCCUGACCUAGCUUUUAUCCCUUCCCUCUUGCUUUCUCAUGAAAUUAGUAGACUUGAUCCAAUGAAAAGAGGGAAAUUGCUUGACUUCAGUCGUUCCUCCCAUCGUGUCACGACAGGAGGCCUGUCACUGGCCGUCGAGGGUCCAAGCAAGGCCGAGAUCAGCUGUCACGACAACAAGGAUGGGACCGUCUCGGUCUCUUUCCUCCCCACUGCUCCCGGAGAAUACAAGGUUUCGUGCAAAUUUGGUGACAAGCAUAUCAAAGGCAGCCCCUUUGUGGUGAAGGUGACUGGAGAGGGAAGAAAGAGAAACACCAUCAGUGUUGGCUCCAGCAGCGAAGUCCCGCUUCCUGGGAAGGUCACUGAGAAAGACGUCAAGAGUCUUAAUGCUUCCAUCACGGCUCCAUCGGGACUGGAGGAACCUUGCUUCCUCAAGAAACUUAGCAAUGGGAAUCUUGGUGCGUGCACUUUCAAAUUUAAAGGUUCAGAAACAUUUAUCCAAGAUGUUUGGAUCUCGUUCACUCCUCGAGAGGUGGGAGAGCACAAGGUGGCAGUGAAGAAGAUGGGGAAGCACAUCCACAACUCCCCAUUCACCAUCCAUGUUGGAGAACUUCAAGUUGGAGAUGCCAAGAAAGUGCAUGUGAAGGGCCACGCCUUGAAGGAGGGGAAGACGCACAAGGACAACGAGUUCACCAUCGACACGCGUCAUGCUGGGUAUGGAGGCCUGUCAUUGUCCAUCGAAGGACCUUCCAAGGCUGAGAUCAAGUGCAAGGAGAAGGAAGAUGGGACCCUGGGUGUGUCUUACCAACCAACUGAGCCAGGAUAUUAUAUCCUCAAUCUAAAAUUUGCUGAUCAUCAUGUGGAAGGGAUCUCUGCCUUCGAGCUGACAUCUGUGGUGACAUCGCCAAGUGGAGUGGCAGAGGAUGCUGAGAUUAACGAAGUAGAAGAAGGCUUUUAUGCUGUCAACUUUGUGCCUAAGGAGCUUGGUAAGUGCUGGGACCAAACUACUCUAUCCCCUUUUAGUUGGUACUAUCAUCACAUUGUAGUGUCUUGGAUUAGUGAUGCAGCUGAACUCAUACAGUUUUGUUUGGAAUGGCUUCUAGGAUCUCCGUUCCAGUUCACCGUGGGUCCCCUUCGGGAUGCCGGAGCCCAUCGUGUUCAUGCCGGUGGACCCGGUCUGGAACGAGGUGAAGUCGCUUCACCAUGCGAAUUCAACGUGUGGACAAGAGAAGCUGGAGCUGGAGCUCUGGCCAUCUCUGUGGAAGGGCCUUCUAAGGCCGAGAUAGAUUUCAAGGACCGAAAGGAUGGUUCUUGCUACGUUGCUUACACCGUCAGCCAACCGGGCGAAUAUCGAGUUGGGAUCAAAUUCAAUGACAUGCAUAUCCCUGAUUCCCCAUACAAGGUCUAUGUCACACCCCAGAUGGGAGAUGCCAAGAAGAUAGAGGUUGGCCAGUUCCCAGAUAACAUCCAGCACGUCAACAAGCCUGUUGCCUUCAUCAUUACUAAGAAUGGAGCCAAGGGGCAGCUUGAUGCCAAGGUGAAGCAAGCAGUCCUUUACUAUUUUUUAUGGUUCAGUGAAGCCAUUGUAUAUGAUUCAAAGAAAAUUACAGGACUUAGAUAUGCUAUAAAAAUAACUGAUUUAAGUUAUUAUUGGAAGCUUUACUUGAAAUUGUCUUGUAGAAUCACUUCUCAAUUCCUUUGGAAUGAUUUUGCUGGAUUUUUUGGGGUGGUUGCCCCGAGUGGCUCUGAGGAUGAUUGCUUCCUGGCUCCCCUGGAUGAUGAUGCUUAUUCUGCUCGGUUCUUGCCAAAAGAGAAUGGGAUUCAUCUUAUUCAUGUUCGAUUGAAUGGUGUCCACAUCCCAGGGUCUCCAUUCAGACUUAGGGUUGGUAAAGAUGAGGCUGAUCCAGCUGUUGUUCAAGCCACUGGUCCUGGACUUGCCACUGUCACUGUUGGUCAGUUCCCUGCCUAUGACUUCUAUAAAAUGGAAUGCCAUAAGACGGACUUCAUCGUGAACACCUGUGCUGCUGGAGUCACUUGCAAAGGCAUGGGGCUGAAGAAGGCAUAUAUGCACAAACAGAACACAUUCAGUGUCCAGGCUGAUGAUGCAGGGCAAAAUGUUCUCUACGUGGGAGUGAUUGGACCUAAGGGUCCAUGUGACGAAGUCUUCGUCAAGCAUGUCGGACGCAACAAUUACAACGUCAACUAUGUAUCUUCUAUUUUCAUGGCAGAGAGAAUGAGGAUGAAACAUACACAGCAAACAAAAGAUCUGAGAUCACACCUGGGCUCUUGUGAAAACCUCCUUCAGAUGGUCAGUCGCUCACAAGCACAUGAAGCACUCAGGCAUACUCACAGGGACAGAUUCAAAACAGCAACACCGACUCAUGCUACAUCACAAAAUAAUUGGCUGACGUUUAUGGUUUCCUCGUGUCGAAAAAUUCCGCCUGAACUCCUCCCUCAACACCGACCUAAUGAUUCCAGACAUACUAGAAUACUCGUGCUCUGCUUGGCCUUAGUGGGUCCUUCACUCCCGUUCCUUCGAGUGCCAGAAGGCGGGAUCACCCAUCGGCAAAACAAAGACAGCAUGCUCACGACAUUCAGGGUCUUCCACUGGAAAAAGAUGCAGCACCUCCUGGUGUCUCUUUAUAGCAUUCAACUACGUAACCGCAGCUUUUGUCGUCUUCAGGAGCAGCAUGAACAGCCUCCUUAA
This is a messenger RNA of Darwinula stevensoni, 7074 nucleotides long. Lineage: Eukaryota; Metazoa; Arthropoda; Ostracoda; Podocopida; Darwinulidae. The record is from the annotation of a GenBank genome assembly.